AAUUCCUCCCAGGAAUGCUUUGGAAUUCCUCCCAGGAAUUCUCCGGAAUUCCUCCCAGGAAUUCUCCGGAAUUCCUCCCAGGAAUUCUCCGGAAUUCCUCCCAGGAAUUCUCCGGAAUUCCUCCCAGGAAUUCUCCGGAAUUCCUCCCAGGAAUUCUCCGGAAUUCCUCCCAGGAAUUCCUAAGUUCUGAAGUAAUAAUUAGAUUUUCUCUUCUUCUCAAAAUGUACUACUUCACGGACCAUAAAUCGAUGAUGAUCAAAGAACCGCCAGUUUGGCAUCACUGCCUGUCAUAGUCGUCGCCUACUAUUCCUGUCCUCUUGGUAUUGAUGCUACACACGUUGCCUAUCUCACGCGUACCAUCUCACCCGGGGAACAGCGGGAGCGGACGCGAGAGAAUCAACGCCCGCCCUGUCCUGACCCCGUGGACCGUCGAUCGUCGGAUCGGCGGAGUCCGGUGCGCCGGGUGGUGGUUUGGUUGGAUACGGAGGUCGGGUUGGGAGGAUUUCAAUAUUUUUCCCUCUAUGUGGGACUUUCGAAAAUUUUCACUCCCAAUUUAUAAAUAGUUGCGUUUCGGCAUUCUCGGUUGCACGCCGCGAGCGAGCGAGCGCGCGCGGUCUCGACCCGGUCCUCUCCGGUAGUGGUGUGUAGUGCCUGGCCUACUACGAUUCGUGCGAUAUUUUUGUGUGCAUUGUGAUGAUCGCGGUCACUCCGGGGAUAUCUAGAUCUUCGAUUCGAUCGUUGUAGGGAAAUAGGGCGAUCGCCGCGCCGAUCGCCAUAACAACAAACCGUCGCCGCCGGAAUCGCGUACCAGAAUCCGCCCGUGUAAAUCUUCUAGUCAUCGAAUCUGUGAGCUGUUGUUCGCGUAACCUAGCGCUGUGAUAUAGAAUUUUAAGUGCUGUACAGUGUGAUCAACCAAUCAACGACGGGACGGGACGGGAGCUUAGCGCCCUUCAAACCUUCGAUACCGUCUGCUGUGCACUAGUGUAUUUUUAUGUGUUUGUAGUGCGGGCGGUGCACCAUCUGGUGGCGAAAGAGUGCAACCUUCGUGGCAGAUGCAAUUGACCGUCGAUCAAGUACUAUACUUUAGUGUGAUACACGCAACUCUCCGCGAUCCGUCCAAUCCGGUAAUCUAGAAUAGAAGUGCAAGUGUAACGGCAAAACACGCAGUGCAGCGAACUCCAAGCGUGUGAUCGCACGCACGGACUCAGCUGUUUUACCCAGCCGCCUACUGUGAUAAAGAGCGAUCAGCAGUGUAACAGCGCGAAAAGCGAUCAAUCAGGAUCGGUGCAACGCGCGCGCGAGAUCGCCGACGACCCCCUGCGCAUAAUCUGUAUUUUAUGAAGUGCGGCGGGGUGGACAACCACAACAACAACCACAACGGUACGCGAAGAAGACGAUCACAACAAUGGCCGAUCUCUCUGCAACUGCAACGACUACGGCUGGCACGAGUCGACGCAGAUAUGUGCGCAGCAAUACGGCCAGCGUAACGCAGCUGCUAUCGGACAGUUGCAACAGUAUCCUGCAGCGGUUCCGUCGCAAUCCCAGCGAGAAGCUCGACAAACGACCAUCGCAGUAUCGCUUCAACGAGCUCAGCACGUCCGCGUCCAGCAGUGCAAUCUUCGCCCGUGAUCGCCAGAGUUCAUCGACCGCGACGUCCGACUAUGGCAGCCUCGGGUCCUCUAGUGAUUCGGUCCACCGGCCGUCGUACUCCAGCUUCAACAGUACUAUGAGCUCGUACUACAAGCCCCUGUUCCGCACCUUCGGUAAACGAUUCGAUUCGUCACCCAAACGUGAUACCACAGAGGACAAGGACAAAACUCCUACCGUAGCUUCCACGCGCACUCCAGUCCCUGCCAGUCGCAGCAAACCGACACCGUCCUCCACCGGAGAAACUGCCAGUUCCACGAUCACCCGGCUCGAGUCCAAGUACUGCGACAUCCUCGAUCGCGUUCACCGCCGGAAAGAGAAAGACGACAAGGAAAAGACACUGGAACCCGAGCGAACCCCCACCAACUUCGGUUCGUCCCGGGGAUUCAACGCCUUGUCCAAGAGUGCCACCACGGCAAACGUCGGCUGUAGAACCACCGACUCCUUCACAUCGUCCUCCUCCGCCCUCAAGGAACGCACCCCUUACCGACUGGCAACCCAGCGAAGCCGCAACAAGUUCCUCGAAUCCCUCGAAAUGGAUUACUACAAAAAGCGAGCGGAGCUCAACCUGGCCCACUCGAAACCGUCUACCUCCUCGGCCGUCGAUAGUCUCCUCUACGAGCGCAACGGCCGAGAGCUCAGCAAUUCGUCCAAGUACGUCCUCAAACCCCGCAGCAAAGACAGUGGCUACUACGAAAGCAAACCGCUCUCGCUGGCGCCCAGCUCAACAGCCCUCGGCAAAGAAAACAUCUACAAAUCCAAAUACGACCCGGACGAACUGCUAUCCGAGCUCAACAGCAGUUCGAUACUCAGCGGAGCUACCAGCAACACCCGGCGUCAGAUCCGACCUUACAAGCGGAGCGACACCACCGGGAUCAACUUCCUGCAGCAUUCGGCAGCUGCAGCCGCCCUUCCCACCGACUCCGAUCGGAAAAGGGAAAACCGCCGCAGCGGCCACUUCCCGCACGUGCAGCGUUCGACGACCCAGGGCUUCUUCGACGCCGACCAGAUCUCCAGCGACAGCGAUAGCGACGACACCGAUGACGAAGCCACACCGCCCACCAACGAUCCGCUCCAGAUCGAACGGAACCACAAGCGCAAACAGAUCGAGAGUAUCCUCCAAAAAUACGCCCCGAUCGAGGAAAAGAAACACAAGGAUCGCACGAAGCUGGCGGCGACCACUACCGUGAACCCCAUGGCUAGCGAAUUGUCGCCUAACACGGCUCUACAUCGGAUCAAGUCGCCCAGCACCCAUCAGCGGUUGAACAGCUCCCGGUUCGAAGCGCCGAGCACCAGUGGUACUUCCGGUCGGUACCACCACUACGGAAGCAUCGUGGCCAGCGGAGGGACGCCCGGGGGUCUCCAGAAGUCCUUCACCGUGUCCAACGUAUCCUCCCAUCUCAACGGAAACGGUUUGUACAACGGCAACGCGGGUACGUCCUCGAUUAUGGCCAUCCACCAUCAUACGGGUUACGGCAAGCAGCAGCACCUGCUGCAACAGCAGCAACAGCUGCAGCAUCAACUGCUGAUGCGCAGCUCCCGGUCGUCCCGAAUUCCCAAAGCACUGACCACAUUU
Messenger RNA from Aedes albopictus (Asian tiger mosquito), 3223 nucleotides. RefSeq names its product dual specificity tyrosine-phosphorylation-regulated kinase mbk-1-like. The record is from RefSeq and is a predicted model, not a curated record. Gene Ontology annotation, cellular component: nucleus. Gene Ontology annotation, molecular function: ATP binding; protein serine/threonine kinase activity. NCBI's taxonomy places the organism in Eukaryota, Metazoa, Arthropoda, Insecta, Diptera, Culicidae. Gene Ontology annotation, biological process: regulation of RNA splicing; protein phosphorylation.